AUGAAGAGAGAACUGAUUUUGCCCGCUAAGGACAGAGCAAUGCCAGAAAAACUCACUCCAGGCAUCACCGCAUGGAGCUGCUGCGGCGCGGGCGACUACCAGAGCCGGAGCCUGGCCAAGGAGCAGGCUGGCACUACCCUCUGCGGGGGGUCCUGCCGCGUCCACUGCCGUGGCGCCAGGGUGGACGUGGAGCCGCGGCCGUGGGACAGAUGUGGAGCCACCACCGUGGCGUUCUCCCUCAACGAGGACCCCCAAGCAUCCAGCAUGAAAGAAUGGGAGUUCAUGGCUCGGGCGGCCACAUCCUCAAACCCGCUGGUUACUAGCGCCCAGCUGGUGCUGCGGGGCCUUGCUCUCCUCGGGGACUGGCCUCACGUGCCCUCUCAGAGAAGCCACAUGCCAGCCGGAGAUCCAGUUGCCGUGGCUGGACUGGCUGUAGCUCAGACCAGUGUGGUCAGCCUGGAGGGGGCCCGGCCGCAGCCCCCCGGGCCGGACCCCCCGGGCCGCGGGGGCCUGUCCGUCCCCGAGCACGGCUACUGCCAGCCCAUCUCCAUCCCGCUGUGCGCCGACCUGGCCUACAACCAGACCAUCCUGCCCAACCUGCUGGGCCACACGAGCCAGGAGGACGCGGGGCUGGAGGUGCACCAGUUCUACCCGCUGGUCAAGGUGCACUGCUCGCCCGAGCUGCGCUUCUUCCUCUGCUCCAUGUACGCGCCGGUGUGCACGGUGCUGGAGCGGGCGCUGCCGCCCUGCCGGGCGCUGUGCGAGCGGGCCCGGCGGGGCUGCGAGGCGCUGAUGAACAAGUUCGGCUUCCAGUGGCCCGACGCGCUGCGCUGCGAGCAGUUCCCGGUGCACGGCGCCGGCGAGCUGUGCGUGGGCCAGAACGCGUCGGCCCAGGGCGCCGGGGCAGAUCCGGACGGCCGCCAGGCGGCGCCACCGCCCGCGCCCUCGCGCCGCCCCGAGUUCUGGACCAGCCAUCCGCACGUGGGCCGGGCCGGCGUGGCGCCCCCCGGCGGCGGCCCGGGCCCGGGGGGCGGCCCGGGCCCGGGCCCGGGGGGCGUCGGGGCGGCCCCGGCCCCCGGCUCCUUCUUCUUCUCCUGCCCCAGGGCGCUGCGCGUCCCCGCUCACCUCAACUACCGCUUCCUGGGCCAGCCGGACUGCGGGGCCCCGUGCGAGCCGGCCCGCGCCCACGGGCUCCUCUACUUCGGGCCCGAGCAGCUGCGCUUCUCCCGCGCCUGGAUCGGGGCCUGGUCGGCGCUGUGCUGCGCCUCGGCCCUCUUCACCGUGCUCACCUACCUGCUGGACGUGCGGCGCUUCAGCUACCCGGAGCGGCCCAUCGUCUUCCUGUCGGGCUGCUACGCGGCCGUGGCCGGGGCCUACCUGGCGGGCUUCGCGCUGGGCGACCGCGCCGCCUGCAACGAGCGCUUCGCCGCCGACGGGGCGCGCACCGUGGCGCAGGGCACCAAGCGCGAGGGCUGCACGCUGCUCUUCAUGACCCUGUACUUCUUCGGCAUGGCCAGCUCGGCCUGGUGGGUCGUCCUGUCCCUCACCUGGUUCCUGGCGGCCGGGCUCAAGUGGGGCCACGAGGCCAUCGAGGCCAACGCCGCCUACUUCCACCUGGCCGCCUGGGCCGUGCCGGCGGCGCAGACGGCGGCGGCGCUGGCGCUCGGCCAGGUGGACGGGGACGUGCUGAGCGGCGUGUGCUUCGUGGGGCUGCGCAGCGUGGGCGCCCUGCGCGGCUUCGUGCUGGCGCCGCUGCUCGCCUACCUGGCGCUGGGCACCGCCUUCCUGCUGGCCGGCUUCGUGGCCCUCUUCCGCAUCCGCACGGCCAUGAAGCACGGCGGCGGGCGCACGGACAAGCUGGAGCGGCUCAUGGUGCGCCUGGGCGUGUUCAGCGUGCUCUACGCCGUGCCCGCCGCCGCCGUCCUGGCCUGCCACUUCUACGAGCAGGCCUUCCGCGCCCAGUGGGACCGCCGCUGGGCCGCGCAGAGCUGCAAGAGCUUCGCCGUGCCCUGCCCGCCGCCGCCGCUGCCCGCCGGCCCCGACUUCGCCGUCUUCAUGCUCAAGUACCUCAUGACCCUGGUGGUGGGCAUCACGUCGGGCUUCUGGGUGUGGUCGGGCAAGACGCUGCAGGCCUGGCGGCGCUUCUACGCGCGCCUGGCGGCCCGCGGGAAACAGGGGGAGACCGCCGUCUGAGGCCGGCCAGGGGAGUGCCGCCGAGGGUCUGCGCGGCGCCUCCGCCGCCCAAGGGCCGGUG
Ornithorhynchus anatinus (platypus) is the source of this 2254-nucleotide messenger RNA. RefSeq names its product frizzled class receptor 1 (gene FZD1). Gene Ontology annotation, biological process: canonical Wnt signaling pathway; non-canonical Wnt signaling pathway. The transcript has 6 exons. The coding region runs from base 1 to 2193 and encodes 730 amino acids. Gene Ontology annotation, molecular function: Wnt receptor activity; Wnt-protein binding. Gene Ontology annotation, cellular component: plasma membrane. NCBI's taxonomy places the organism in Eukaryota, Metazoa, Chordata, Mammalia, Monotremata, Ornithorhynchidae. The record is from RefSeq and is a predicted model, not a curated record.